CUCUGCAAGACAAUGCAUUCCUGUCGAGUUUUACCUGCUCCUCUUUGGAUUUGGUAAUUCUGUAAACUUAAACUAUAAGUUCUUCAAACGGUCUGAGAGAGAGAGAGACUGAGCAAGAGAAUGCUCCCUCAGGUCAUAAGGAUUUUAUACAUCUUGUCUUUUUUCUUUUUCCAAGGGGGCUUUAUCAGACUCGGCUCCUGUAAAGAGGAGAUAAAGUCCUCCAGCAGGACAGCCCCAAAGCCUAUGUCCCCAUCGGACUUUCUGGACAAGCUGAUGGGAAGAACCUCCGGCUAUGAUGCUCGCAUCAGACCCAACUUCAAAGGACCACCAGUAAAUGUCACCUGUAAUAUUUUCAUCAACAGCUUUGGAUCCAUUACAGAGACAACUAUGGAUUAUAGGCUUAACGUCUUUCUACGCCAGCAGUGGAAUGACCCUCGAUUGGCCUAUAGUGAAUAUCCUGAUGCUUCUCUAGACCUGGACCCCUCUAUGCUGGACUCCAUAUGGAAACCUGACUUGUUCUUUGCUAAUGAAAAAGGUGCAAACUUCCAUGAAGUCACAACAGACAACAAGCUGCUGAGGAUCUUUCAGAACGGGAAUGUCCUAUACAGCAUUAGGCUAACACUCAUCCUGUCUUGUCCUAUGGACUUGAAGAAUUUCCCAAUGGACAUUCAGACCUGUACCAUGCAGCUAGAAAGCUUUGGCUACACCAUGAAUGAUCUGAUCUUCGAGUGGCUUUCUGAUAGCCCUGUGCAGGUGGCGGAUGACUUGACUCUUCCACAAUUUCUACUAAAGGAGGAAAACGAUCUUGGCUACUGCACUAAGCACUACAACACAGGUAAAUUCACCUGCAUUGAGGUGAAGUUUCACUUAGAGAGACAGAUGGGCUACUAUCUCAUCCAGAUGUACAUCCCCAGUCUGCUGAUUGUCAUCCUGUCUUGGGUGUCUUUCUGGAUCAACAUGGAUGCUGCCCCUGCUCGGGUAGGCUUGGGUAUCACCACUGUACUCACCAUGACCACCCAGAGCUCCGGUUCAAGAGCCUCUCUACCCAAGGUGUCCUACGUGAAGGCCAUUGACAUCUGGAUGGCCGUUUGUCUGUUGUUUGUGUUUGCUGCUUUGCUGGAGUACGCAGCAGUCAACUUCGUCUCAAGGCAACACAAGGAGUUCAUCAGGCUGCGCAAGAAGCAGCGAAGGCAGAGAAUAGAUCGAGCAAUGCAGCCAGGAAGCUUCGACUCACUACGGAGAGUGAACAAGCUCCCUGGCAACAGCGCCAGCAAAUUCAACCAGCACUGCAACACCUGCGCCAGGGAGGAGGAUCUUGUUCGGGAGAGCCGUGGCUUUUACUUUCGUGGGUACGGACUGGGCCAUUGCUUACAAGCAAAAGACGGGACAGCUGUGGAGGGGUCCAACGUAUUCACCCCACCACCCCCAGUGCAAGUGCUGUACGAUGGAGAGGCCGUCAGGAAGCGUUUUGUGGACCGAGCCAAGCGAAUCGACACCAUAUCCAGAGCCGUGUUUCCUCUCAGCUUCCUCAUAUUCAACAUCUUCUACUGGAUCACCUACAAAGUGCUGCGACACGAGGACAUCCACGCCAACCUGUAAUCGUUCCUGGUUAUGCCACUUGUUCAUCUUCCUGCUUCUUUUCUUUUCUUAUAUCUCUUCAUUUGAAUCAAAACCGCCUGUCAUACUCACACUAGAAGUGUAUUUCAAAGGCAUAUUCACCCCAGAAAUGCCGUCAGUGCUAAAAUCAUGUGCUCAGGUGUGACUUCUGGAUUUCAACAAGAUUUUAAAGUGCCCACUCAGAGCGAAGGGGGCUCAUAGAUGCAAAUGCUGCUGUUGGGGACCUGGCUCUCCUCUCUUUCACAUCUUCAUUCGAGUGGAUUGCACUAAUAGCCAGUGCUAUUGUCCUCACUUUGUAGGCUCCAUUUGAGUUAUUGGCUGAAAGAUUCUCGGUUGGAUAGAAAAUAUUGACUUGAAUUUUACCACAAGGCGCAUCUUUGAAUGAAUGUUUUUGAAAACCUCAAAACAAAUGUGUUUUUUACAUCCUAAAAUGCCAAACUAAUGGGCUGUGAAGGGGAAGAGUGGGAUUUAUUAUUCAUGGGAACAGUUACAGGGCAACGGUGUACUGUUUUACUAAAUAAUGAGAUUAUAAAUAUAUAUGACUGUAUAAAGUGUAUAUAUGCAGAGUUGUUCACAGACUGCAGACAGCACAAAUGUGUAUUUCUUUUUGUCUUUUGAAUUUGAAUAAAUGGAUAUUCU
This is a messenger RNA of Onychostoma macrolepis, 2256 nucleotides long. RefSeq names its product glycine receptor, alpha 4a (gene glra4a). NCBI's taxonomy places the organism in Eukaryota, Metazoa, Chordata, Actinopteri, Cypriniformes, Cyprinidae. The transcript is spliced from 10 exons. The coding region runs from base 121 to 1599 and encodes 492 amino acids. Gene Ontology annotation, cellular component: neuron projection; synapse; plasma membrane. Gene Ontology annotation, molecular function: transmembrane signaling receptor activity; glycine binding; chloride channel activity. Gene Ontology annotation, biological process: regulation of membrane potential; chemical synaptic transmission; signal transduction. The record is from RefSeq and is a predicted model, not a curated record.